Molecule: messenger RNA, 3384 nt
Organism: Thermothielavioides terrestris NRRL 8126
Lineage: Eukaryota; Fungi; Ascomycota; Sordariomycetes; Sordariales; Chaetomiaceae
Exons: 3
Coding region: 393-3302 (969 amino acids)
Biological process (GO): protein phosphorylation; signal transduction
Cellular component (GO): cytoplasm
Molecular function (GO): ATP binding; protein kinase activity
Source: RefSeq, a predicted model, not a curated record
AAUAGUGUGGUUUUUCCUCCGACUGCCUCGCUCUCUCCGGCCGACCACGCCAUUCACUACCACCACUUGUUCCCCGGCCCUGCUCAAGGUCAGCCAGCGCAGCAAAGCCCGUAACGUCUGGUGUCUGGCUGGGUGCGUUUGACGGAUUCUGAGCAACUCACCUUGUCCUGCGCCACUGCGGUCUGGCCUCGCGCAGCUGAGGAGGGAAAGUGAACUGCUUCGCAGAGGAGACGAUACAGAUCAAGGAAGCACAGUUUUCAAACGGCGGCACCGCAAGGUCGAGUUGGCAGUCCCCAGCAUCUCGCACGAUACCCGCAGCACAUGACCUGGCAGCCGCCCGUCACUCUUCCAGCCUGCCCGUCCCAAAGGAGCAUCCCUCCCGGUCGAGCCUCAUGGCUCAAUCCGAUCUGGCUGCCGCCGUCAGCGCUUCGUUCCCUUCGCCAGACACCAACAGCCAGAUGCAACAAAACCUGUGGCGCAGGCUCUUCUCGGGUAGGGAGAGGGACAACAGAGGCGAUGCGUUGUCAGGGUCAACUGCCAACGGCCAGCAGCAAUGGCCGGAACAGCAGAACGAUCACAAAGCUGGCCUGGCUCGGCGUGUGUCCCGGAAGGUGGUCCCCGGCCUGCCGAGAACGCAAACCUUUAAAAGGCAGUGCUCCGAGGUGCGAAGCAGACUGGAGCCGGUCCGUCCUACACCUGCCGAGCGAAGAGCCGUCUCCGUGGACAGACGCGUGAACGCCUACAACAAUGCUCUCAACCACCCCGAUCCCCGAACCAGCGCCCCCGACUUCCUGCAUCACUGCCUCAGCGCUGCCUCCUCUCCGCCCUUGUUGCCCAUGAACCCGCUCGAGGGGAUGCUGGCCAGCACGGAGGACCCGGGUGACUUCGACGACUUGGAUAGGGUCUCGUGCUUUGACGGCCCCCUUCACGACGCCGAUGCUCUUUCCAGAGUGGACGUCGCGUCCAUGACCACGUCGCAGUACGAGGCCCUAAUCGACAGUGAGCUGGAGCGCAAGUGGAUCCUCAACCUGUCCAUGCACUUUCGGGACAAGUCCAAACGGGAGAAGUUCUUCGUCACCUACCGCCAGCACGAGCACCUGUGGCGGCGCGUCACCAUCUCGGUCGAUUACCGCGAUGCUCCGGAGAACUCUCUCGAGGCUGAGCUGUCCCGCGCACAGUACCAGCGCGAUAAGAGCGCCAAGAUCUACGAGGCUAUCCGGGACAGCCUGCCCGAGAUUGACUUCUACAACAGCGUCACCAAUCUCAAGCUCGAAACUAAAGACGGCAGGCUACACGUCCAUGUCGUCGAGGACGUCAACGAGAUCAUCAUCUACCCCCCGGUGCGCAUGGUCCGGCACAUGAACUGCAGACUGGUCAAACAGCGCGAGAUCCACUUCGACGCCCACAUGUCGGGAUUUGUCUACAAGGUGCGGGUUCACGGCAAGCUGCUCAUCAAGAAGGAGAUCCCAGGGCCGGAGUCGGUGGAUGAGUUCCUCUAUGAGAUCAACGCGCUCAACCAACUGCGUGACGCAAAGAAUGUGAUCCGCUUUUACGGCGUCGUUGUCGACGAUCGAGAGGAACACGUCACCGGCUUGCUCAUUGACUACGCUGCCCGGGGCGCCCUGAUCGAUGUCAUCUACGACAAUGAACGUUCGCUGCCCUGGCCGAUCCGGGAGAAGUGGGCCCGUCAGAUUGUCGGCGGCCUCUCGGAGAUCCAUGAGGCCGGAUUUGUCCAGGGCGACUUUACGUUAUCCAACAUAGUCAUCGACGAGAACGACGAUGCCAAAAUCAUCGACAUCAACCGGCGAGGCUGUCCGAUCGGCUGGGAGCCGCCGGAAGCGACGGCGCUGAUCGAGACCAACCAACGCAUCUCCAUGUACAUUGGUGUCAAGUCCGACCUCUACCAACUCGGCAUGGUCCUCUGGGCGUUGGCGACCCAGGAAGAUGAGCCCGAGGCAUUCGCCCGCCCGCUCAAGAUCGACCCCGACGUCCAAGUGCCUCCGUGGUACAGGCGCGUCGUAGACACCUGUCUGAGCGCUGACCCCCGGAACCGGGUUCAGGCACUCCAACUACUCACCUGGUUUCCCGAGCCUGAGGGGGACACUCAGCGCGGCCGCCCCAACGGAUUCGCCAACUCCGUGAACGGCGAGGGCACUUCCCGCCGUGAUUACCUGUCUCCAAGCGGGAUCCCGCAAAUCAAGACCGUCCAUCCACCUACCGACUGGUCAUAUGUGGGCUGGGGAAAUAGUCAACUGGCCGAGGAUUCGUUCUACUACCCAAGCCGGGGCCGGUCUCCGCCGUCGCCGAUGCCGAGUAAUCAGGGAGACUACGACCCGGCCAGAUACGGACGCCGGACGUACACAUGGUCGGACUCGUACAACCACGUACCGAUCGUUCCAUCUGUCAGCGAUGUUCUCUCCCGGGCUCCAACAGAGGGGCCCGGGACCAGACUGCGAGGAAGCGAAGGGACGCUGGAGACAUACGCCGACGGGCCCCGCUGGCUUCGCAACGUCCCGACUGGAACAAACAGGGCAGAUGGUUCUCUGAUGGACCGAGGCCGAUCACCCCGGCUUGAGAGAGCCGGAUACGCGGGAGACGGGGAACAAGAGAAGGAUGGAGAGGUGGGGCGGGAGCCUGUUUCGGUCAGAACAUGGGGCCCGCCGUCCGAGCACUGGCAGUUGAUGGAGCAGAGACGAGACCUCGAAGAUGACGAUGACAAUGACGACAAGACCGACGGCGACGGCGCCAGCUGGGGAAAAACAGGACCCGAAUCACGAGCAGACAGCGGCAAGGAUGUCACGGAAGUGGCCGGCACUCCGAGCGAGCGUCGCAGGUAUUUCACAGGGCAGGCCAAACGACGGACAGCUGCCUCCCGCGAGGAUGGCAGCAGGGCUUCUGCGAAGUCGACUCCGCGGCGGAGCGGCCAGCUGAUAUCCGUCGCGCCGACAAAUACCACCACGGGCGGCCUUGCCGGCGACCACCAUCCGCAUGGCGGCGACACCAACAGCGACAGCCCAGACCAGCACGGACACGAACGUAACGACGAAGACGCGGCGUCGCGGCCCCGGCCUCCACCGUCGCCCGAAGCGAACAAACCCGCUCUCCUCCGACGCUCGGACGACGACCUGAAGGGCAUCGGCGCCGCCUAUGACGCGGGCGGCGAUGCGCACCAUGAGAACCGACGUGACGGCGACGGCGACGCCCUGGAUUUGGAGGACGACCUCGACUUGGACUUGGAUAAAGGCCUGGCUGAGACCAUUGCCGCGGACGCGACGAAGGUUAAGCCGCCCGUUCGCAUUUGACGACAGAUACUGAUGAUUUCCUUUGUUUUUUCUUUUGUUCUCUCCUCCAGCGAAAGAAGUUAUGUGGCAUGGCGGUAUUGAG